CCCCGCACCUCUCGCACUCCUGAAGGUCAGCCCGUGUCGGCUCCCUCCUCCCGCGCGUCUCGCUCGCCCCCACCAGCCUCGGCCCGCCGGGUCAGUGUCCAGCUGCCGCGGCCUCUGAUCCCCCCUUCCUCCGUGGGCAGCGGGUCCCCUCCCUCCCCAGAACAGCUGAAGGUCUCAGGCACCUCCGAGGGGAACGCAGGAGGAGGGCAGCGGUGGGGAGAGCCGCGGAGGGGGAGGCGGAGGAGCCCUGACGUCGCUGCCCCGGGCACGGCCGGAGGCCGGCGGCGCUCUCCUCGACCCCUGGACCCCCGGAAGGGAUCCCGGAGCUUCCCGGAGGCGGCUGGUGGUCGAGUCGCACACGGAGACCUCGCUGCCCGCGGAAACUCCGCGCGCGUCCGCGGCUGCCCCUCGCCCUGGUCGGACGGCCGCGCGAACGGCGUUCUGGAGCCUGCGGGGCCGCCCCUUCCCCGCGAUUCUUCCAGAGCCAGGAUAAGGUGGGCUUUGCGCCUCCUCCCUCCUCCGUCUCCCCCUUUUCUCUCCCUUUUACCCUCUUCUGAGCCCAGCCAAGGGGCACACCUGAUCUUCCUCCUCCUCCUCCUUCUCUUCCCCCUCGGUCUCCUCCUCUUCUCUCCACCGGUCCUCCCCCUCCUCCCUGGGGGCUCUGCGGUGGAAAGGGGCCCGGAAGAGGGCAUGUGCGUCCUCCUCUGGCAGUAGCCAGGUUUGGGGUGACGCGGGGCCAAAUGGCCAAGUGGCUACGGGACUACUUGAGCUUUGGCGGUCGGAGGCCCCCUCCGCAGCCACCCACUCCCGACUACACGGAAAGCGACAUCCUGCGGGCCUACCUGGAGCAGAAGAAUCUGGACUUCGAGGACCCUUAUGAGGAUGCUGACAGCCGCCUGGAGCCGGACCCCGCGGGCCCAGGGGACUCCAAGUACGACUCUCCCAAGCACAGACUCAUCAAGGUGGAGGCAGCCGACAUGGCGGACAUGGCCAGAGCCAAGGUCUUGCUGGGCAGUGCGGGGGCAGAGUCAGAAGCUGACACGGAGUACUCUGACCCUUUUGAUGCCCAGCCUCAUCUGCCACCCCCAGAUGAUGGCUACAUGGAACCCUAUGAUGCCCAGCGGGUUAUGAGUGAACUGCCUUGCAGGGCAGUGCAGCUGUAUGACACUCCUUAUGAGGAGCAGGAUGGGGAGCCAGGAGACAAGCCUCUUUCAGGGCAGAAGCCUCGACAGAGCCGGCUGCCCCAGGAAGAUGAACGGCCAGCGGAUGAGUAUGACCAGCCCUGGGAGUGGAAGAAAGACCACAUCUCCAAGGCAUUUGCAGUGCAGUUUGACAGUCCAGAGUGGGAAAGGACCCCCGGCCCUGCCAAGGAACUCCGGAGACCCCAACCCAGAAGUCCCCAUCCCGCAGAGCGUGUGGACCCUGCUCUGCCCCUGGAGAAACAGCCGUGGUUUCACGGCCCUUUGAGCCGGGCAGAUGCCGAGAACCUCCUCUUGCUCUGCAAGGAAGGCAGCUACCUUGUGCGGCUCAGUGAGACCAGCCCCCAAGACUGUUCCCUGUCCCUCAGGUAUGCAAGAAGAUGGAGUGGAAGAUCUAGGACUUCAGCGAGAUGGAGAGCCAGAUGCCCCAGUCCAAAAGUUAAAGUAUAUUCAUUUGUGUCUUUCUGGGGCCAGGAUCUGAGUGGCCCUGUAGGCAUUUGAGUUGGAGACCCUGGUUCUACAUGCUUCUCUGCUUAAGAUUCUAAGCAUGUCUGAUCAUACAACACUCCUAAGAUUCUACUAGGCUUCUGACUGUGAGAUUUCUAAAAGGCCAAGGCUGAAGAGGGCUUUGGAGGCAGGUUCAAAUCUGGCCUCUACCACUUUCUAGCUGUGACCAUAGCUGCAUUGCUCAGCCUCUCUGAGCCUUGGUUUCCUCGUUUAUGAAUGGAGGGUAACAGCAUCAACUUCUUGGCAAUACUGCAAUGAUUAAACGGAAAAAAUACAUGAAAAAAUGUUAAGAAUAGUGCCCCAGAAACAGGAAGUACUUGACUCCUAUUAAUGAUGUUGAUGAAAUGAUCCCCCGGUUCUCCAUGAUUCCACCCACCAGAGACAGAACGGAAAGGGACCCCAGACAGGGGGUUCACUAGUAGGGAGGCCAGGCGCCGUCAGGAGGUUUGGAGAGAAAGUGCGGUUUGUGGUCCAGGGGAGGGAAUGUCCCCUGGCAGGACCCCCAGCCUUCCUUGACGGGGCAAACAUAGAAGGCAUUGCUGCCAUGGGGAGCAAGCCAACACCUUGGUACCAACUAGCUGUUUACCAGAAAUAUUUGGAGAUGCCAGCCCCCGGCUGCUCGGGGCCAUGGUGUGGGGUGGUUUCAGGGGUGGAGAGCAUGCUGGGGUCUGUCUGGAGUGCUCAAGGCCCCCUGUGACUUUGU
This is a messenger RNA of Phyllostomus discolor (pale spear-nosed bat), 2409 nucleotides long. RefSeq names its product Src homology 2 domain containing transforming protein D (gene SHD). Gene Ontology annotation, molecular function: phosphotyrosine residue binding. The transcript has 7 exons. Bases 741 to 1700 code for a protein of 319 amino acids. The record is from RefSeq and is a predicted model, not a curated record. Lineage: Eukaryota; Metazoa; Chordata; Mammalia; Chiroptera; Phyllostomidae.